CAUGGCUGCUUCUGUAAUUAGGAGGCUUUAUUUAUUUGUCCCUGGGUUUAUCGGGGAGCCGGUUUCAACCCUGUCGGGUUUAUUUUACGGAAUGUUAACCACAAACAGUAAAAGUGCUUACAGACUCAGCAAAAUUUGUCUCAGUCCUAGACUUAAGUAUGGCUCUAAGGCGACGGAUUGCGCACGGGACGAACUGAUAAACAUUCCAGUUGAUCGCCUGACCGUAACCUACAGUCGCAGCAGCGGGCCGGGCGGGCAGCACGUGAAUAAAGUUAACACAAAAGCAGAGGUCCGAUUCCACGUACAAACAGCUGACUGGAUUCCGGCGGAGGUGCGAAACAAAAUCCUUAUUAAGAAUAAAAACCGUAUCAACAAAGCAGGGGAGCUGCUGGUAACUUCAGAGGUUAGCCGCAGUCAACAGAGAAACCUGGAGGACUGCUUGCAGAAAAUUAAUGACAUCAUCUCAAAGGCCAACCAGAAGCCACAGGAGCCAACAGCAGAAGAUGUUGCUCUUCGGCAAGCCAGGCUAGAACACAGGAACCAGGAGAGGCUGAAACAAAAGAAGAUGCAUUCCACAUUAAAACAGAACAGAAGGGUGGAUUUUGAUUAAGGGGAAGACUUCCCUUCCUGAUCGUGAAUGUUUAGUAAAUGCCAUGGAGAAUCAUGAACUUUUCCCUGUUGUUAAAUAAAAUCUGCCAUAAAGAUAUCUUGAAGAAAAAAUGAUCUCAGUCCAGAAUAUUCACAGGCACUGCUGAACAUCUGAGUUGUUUUAGCAACAUUCUCUUUAAAUGUGGGAAGGCACUCAAACACAUUUUGAGAUUUUGGUCUGUUUAGGAUCUAUCUUUAUAACGCAACAAGGGGGAUUUCAAUAGUUUCUUAUUUGCUGGUGUACUUUUUGGUGCUAAGUCUUUCCCUUGUUUUCAUAUUAAACAAAGAGUCAUAUACACAGCACAGC
Molecule: messenger RNA, 955 nt
Organism: Megalops cyprinoides (Indo-Pacific tarpon)
Lineage: Eukaryota; Metazoa; Chordata; Actinopteri; Elopiformes; Megalopidae
Gene: mrpl58
Product: mitochondrial ribosomal protein L58
Exons: 6
Coding region: 2-610 (202 amino acids)
Biological process (GO): mitochondrial translational termination
Cellular component (GO): mitochondrial large ribosomal subunit
Molecular function (GO): translation release factor activity
Source: RefSeq, a predicted model, not a curated record